Molecule: messenger RNA, 1609 nt
Organism: Xiphias gladius (swordfish)
Lineage: Eukaryota; Metazoa; Chordata; Actinopteri; Istiophoriformes; Xiphiidae
Gene: nanos3
Product: nanos homolog 3
Exons: 1
Coding region: 215-904 (229 amino acids)
Biological process (GO): oogenesis; negative regulation of translation
Cellular component (GO): perinuclear region of cytoplasm
Molecular function (GO): zinc ion binding; mRNA binding
Source: RefSeq, a predicted model, not a curated record
CCUGGUGCAUGAGCUCGUGUGAUUGGCUGCGGACACCUUGGGGAGUGUGCCCUUGAUCACCACUUGUACUCAAUUACCAAUCAAAACUUUCUUACGCGCGCCCGGAGCCGUGUUUUCUGCUGCCCCUUAAGUCGUUUUAACAAAGUCAGUAACUCGAUCUUCUCACCGAGAGGCAGCCGGGCACACUAGACGAAGAAACCGAGAAGCACCUAGAAUGAACGGUAUGGUGUGGGGGCUCUUUCAUCACAUGCCGCGCUUCAUGGAGUCGGACAGCAAAAGUUUCCAGCCAUGGAGAGACUACAUGGGACUGUCGGACAUAAUCAGAGAGAUCCUGGCACGUAACACCGCCACCGAGGCCUCACUGCCAUCCUCCAAAGCACCGCGCUCGGAGUCUGCUGAUCUGUGCAAGACUGUGGUAUCUGUGCGCAUUAACGCAGUUGGCCAAAGUGACCACCGCGCGCCAGCAAUCCCCGGCGAAUCCACACCGCCAGGCUCCUUUGCUCAUCAGCACCAGGCGGAUGGUUUGUGGCACGCACCAGACCCCGUUCGUGCCGACACACCCGAUGCGCUGGAUUUUAAACUAGUGCCAAAAGCGACGGGCUCCCGGGGGCCGAACGACCACAAGAAGGCGACUAAGACGACUCGUUACAAGUCACCUGAGCCGCCAGCGUUGCCUCCAUCAUCUGAGCGCAUGUUCUGCAGUUUCUGCAAGCACAACGGGGAGUCUGAGUUGGUGUACGGAUCCCACUGGCUGAAGAACCAGGCAGGAGAGGUUUUGUGUCCCUAUCUGCGGCAAUACGUGUGUCCUCUCUGCGGAGCCACGGGGGCCAAAGCCCACACCAAGCGCUUCUGUCCAAAGGUGGACUUGGCGUACAGCUCCGUGUACGCCAAGUCCAGACGCUGAACCAACAGGUGGCAGGUAGCAGUGAGACGCUGCACAGACGGCGGAAUCCUUUUUAUGUGUGAUUUGUGUUUGUUAGCACUAGUGUGUUUUUGCUUUUUGUAUGUUUUGGUUUGGUUUUCAUUUGCAUGCUUUGGCGCGUUUACGUUUGCAGCCUUCUGUAAAGCUGAUUGGAGUCGUUUUCCAGCUGGUCUUUUUGUCAGCCUAGCCUUCUUUAACAGCGUCUGUUUGGACAUGGUGGAUUUUGUGAGAUACUUGCAAGAACGACUGCCAGAUAUUAUGUUUGGGAGGAGAAAAAAAAUGUUUCAAAGGUUUGUUUUACAUAUUUUUAAAAAGUGGCCGAUUGAUGUCCAAUUUCAUAUUUCCUGUCCAUGCAUUGAAGGAUUGCAACACUAUAUCAAAACUUUAGACUUACAGUCAUGAGUAAUAACUUAACUACAGGAUGUAAACAUCAUGUGACCAUGUCAGAAUUUUAAAUUUUUAAAAAUAUGAGUGACUUGUUCUUGUUCUGAGGUGUGCCAGUAAAUACCUGUUCUUGAGGCAUGCUAUUUUAUUUUGAAUAUUGUACAUGUGGCUCCUCUAAAAAUGCAAUUUCAGCUCUUCUCACUUUGUGAAAAGAAAUCUUUGUGAAAUUUUCUGUGAAUAUUAUUGUGUGCCAGAAGUUAUAUUUGUCUAAACUGACUAAAUCUGUGUUUGUAUUCUUCGUCA